GAACAUGAGAGCGGUUUGGAUUUUUGGCAUUUUUCCUAUCAUUAUUUUGCCAGUUUGCGGAAUCUCUCCAGCACAGGAAGAUCUAGUAUUGUCAGCGAACGGGACUGAAACAAAUCUGCAGAAGUAUGAAGAAAUAGUGAUUUUGAAUGGUAGAAUCAAAUUAGAGAACGCUUCCAUCGAAAGGUUUUUUCUACCUGAACUUACCAAAAUUAAAUGCAAUUCAAGACCUUGUAUAUCAAUUCGUAACAAUGCAAAGCUCAAAUCAAUUUGGUUGCCGAAGUUAGAAGAAAUUGAUACUAAUGAUGCAAGAGCUCAUAUUCCUAUGAUUGCGUUGCAAGGUGAUGCACUUGAGCUCACCAAUGAUGAAAUCGAAAGAUUGAGAUAUCUUACCUCAAACUCGCUCACUAUUGAAGAUUUGAAGAAUAUCACGAGUGUGGACGAACCCACUAUCGGCAACAUUCCUCUCUAUGCAGACAUUGUGCUGCUUUUUGCGUGUGUAGCAUUACUGUUAUCAUACUUUUGCCAAUUAAUAGUCCUUGCAAUCACCUUAUUUAGCGGAAGACAGUAUAAGCGUCAAGAAUCGUCAAUGAUCAAUGAAAUGCUGCAAGUUCGUCAAGUUAGCAUAGAUGCUAAGACAACACGCUAUCUGGUCGAAGAUUUUCAGAAAAAGAAUCCUUCAAAGAAUUUUACUGAGGCUUUACAAGCUGUUAAGAAGAAUAUCUCAAAUAUGCCUUCCAUUCCAACGCGUAGUAGCCGUAUGGCACUAAAUGAAGUUAUUGUAAAUAAGAAGAAAGAAAAGCCUGCAUAA
Messenger RNA from Cylicocyclus nassatus, 808 nucleotides. Lineage: Eukaryota; Metazoa; Nematoda; Chromadorea; Rhabditida; Strongylidae. The record is from the annotation of a GenBank genome assembly.